Molecule: messenger RNA, 1728 nt
Organism: Sphenostylis stenocarpa
Lineage: Eukaryota; Viridiplantae; Streptophyta; Magnoliopsida; Fabales; Fabaceae
Source: the annotation of a GenBank genome assembly
AUGGCACCAUCACCAACGGAUUCAGAACAAGAAUCUGAAGCGCUGCGCCUCAAGGCGAUGGCAGAGUCUAAGUUCAGAGCCUCCAACAACGCCAAAUCCGCUCUCAGAUACGCUAAGCGCGCGCAGAGUCUGUGCCCGCACCUCGCCGGCGUGUCGGAGGUCGUGACCUCGCUCACCGUCGUCGCCGCGCCGGACUGGUACAGCGCUCUGGGCGCGGAGCCCUUCGCGAACAGCAGCGUCAUUCGGAGACAGUACAAGAAACUCGCGCUGCUCCUCCACCCCGACAAGAACCCCAACGUGGCGUCCGAGGAGGCCUUCAAGCUCGUCAGCGAGGCCUUCCACCUCCUCUCCGAUAGGAGUCGCCGCCGGGAGUACGACGCCGAGCUCCGGCGGAGAAUCGAGGCGGAGAACGAGACGUUCUGGACCGCCUGCUCUACUUGUCGGCUCCUUCACCAGUUCCAGAGAAGGUACUUGGGUCACGAAUUGGUGUGUCCGAGUUGCGAGAAGAGUUUUAAGGCGGUGGAAACGGUUCAGAGUGAUGGAGAUGGUGAUGGGGAAGUUAGGGUUAGGAGUAGGAGGUUGAAGCUGAAAGAGAUAAAUAAGAAGGAGAAAAUUGGUGUGAGAGGGAAAGUGGGAGAUGAAGUGAGGGAUGAGAAGGAAGGAAAAUUAAGGAAGAGAAUGCGUUCAGUUGGGGAGGUGUUGGAGAGGUCCAAACCUAGUAAGAGGGUUAAAAAUGGGGAAGAAAUGAUGACAUUGGCUGAAUUUCAGAAUGAGGUGAGGAGAAAGUUUCAGGAAAAAAAACUGCAGAAAAAAGAAAAGGAAAAGGAAAAAGAGGAAGACAGGAUUGAGAAGAGGAGCAACCGGGGAGAGAGGCGGCGGGGAUUGAGAAACAAUGGAGGUUUAGAGGUUGGAGAAGUGAGGGAUUUGAAGAAAAGUAUGAAGCUUGCAGUUGAGGAGAAGCGUGGGGGUUUAGAGAGUAGGAAGGGGUUGAGAAUUGAGAAGCAGAAGGAUUCUGAUAGAGGGGAGUUAGAAAAUAUGGCGGUGGUGGAUUCAGAUUUUUAUGAUUUUGACAAAGAUAGAGUGGAGAGGAGCUUUAAGAAAGGUCAAGUGUGGGCAGUAUAUGACGAUGAUGAUGGAAUGCCAAGGAAUUAUGCCUUGAUUGAUGGAACUCUUUCCGUGUAUCCUUUUGAAGUGAGAUUAAGUUGGUUGGAUGUACAAAACAGUGGGGAUGGGAAGAUAGUUAGUAGGGAGAAAAUGGGAUUUCAUAUACCUUGUGGGAGAUUUAAGGUUGCCAGGAAGACUUCUGUGAAUUCGGUAAAUAUAUUUUCUCAUGUUGUGAAUUGUGACCGGGCAGCACGUGAAAUUUACAAAAUUUACCCCAAGAAAGGCUCGGUAUGGGCGCUUCAUGGUGAGGGAAGUAAUGAUGCAGAGGAGGGCAAGAGAUGCUAUGAUAUUGUUGUAUGUCUGACAAGUUACAGUGAGGUGAAUGGUCUGAGCAUGGCGUAUCUUGAGAAGGUUGAUGGUUACAAGACAGUAUUUAAGCGGCAAGAGAAGGGGAGUGCUGCUAUUAGAUUUCUUGGGAAGGAUGAGAUGUGGUUAGUUUCUCAUCAGAUUCCUGCACGGAAGCUUCUUUGUGAUGAAACUCCUGAACUGUUGAAAGACUGUUGGGAACUUGAUCCUGCUUCACUUCCUUCAGAUUUACUUACUAUUGGUGGCAUUAAUAAUUGA